Lachancea sp. 'fantastica' is the source of this 1584-nucleotide messenger RNA. The record is from the annotation of a GenBank genome assembly. NCBI's taxonomy places the organism in Eukaryota, Fungi, Ascomycota, Saccharomycetes, Saccharomycetales, Saccharomycetaceae.
AUGAGUGUCCAGAUUUUUGGUGACCAAGUCACUGAGGAAAGAGCUGAAAAUGCUCGUAUGUCUGCUUUUGUAGGAGCAAUUGCAGUUGGGGACCUUGUUAAGACGACUUUGGGACCCAAGGGAAUGGAUAAACUACUGCAAAGUGCAAGUAGUGGAUCUGCAAUGGUUACCAACGAUGGGGCAACCAUUCUAAAAGCAAUCCCUCUUGAUAAUCCAGCUGCAAAAGUGCUGGUGAACAUAAGUAAAGUCCAGGACGACGAAGUCGGGGAUGGUACCACCAGUGUCACAGUUCUGAGUGCCGAAUUACUGAGAGAAGCCGAGAAGCUCAUCGAGCAAGGAAAAAUUCACCCACAGACAAUUAUCGAGGGUUUCAGAAUAGCCUCAAAGGCUGCUUUAGAUGCCCUUGAAAAGACAGCAGUGGACCAUUCGGCUAACAAGGAAACUUUCUAUCAAGAUCUGAUCUCUAUAGCGAAGACCACGCUAUCGUCAAAAAUUUUGUCGCAAGAUAAAGACCAUUUUUCCAAGCUGGCUGCCGAUUCCAUCAUGAGGCUUGGGGGCUCGGUCGAUUUGGAACACAUACAAGUGUUGAAGAUCAUCGGCGGUAGACUAUCUGACUCCUUUUUGGAUGAAGGUUUUAUUCUACCAAAGAGAUUUGGUAAUAAUCAACCCAAGCGCGUGGAAAACGCCAAGAUUUUAGUCGCCAACACUUCUUUGGAUACAGACAAGGUCAAAGUCUUCGGCGCCAAAUUCAAGGUUGACUCCACUUCCAAGCUAGCUCAGCUGGAAAAAGCGGAGAAGGCCAAAAUGAAGAACAAAAUAGAUAAGAUCUCAAAGUUUGGCAUCAAUACCUUCAUCAACAGGCAGCUCAUUUACGACUACCCGGAACAGCUUUUCAGCGAUUUGGGCAUCAAUUCCAUCGAGCACGCAGACUUUGAAGGCGUGGAAAGACUAGCUCUUGUUACUGGUGGUGAAGUGGUUUCAACUUUUGACAAUCCUGAAAAGUGCAAACUUGGUGAGUGUGACUUGAUAGAAGAGAUUAUGAUCGGAGAGGAAACCUUCACUAAAUUCAGCGGAUGCAAGGCAGGUGAAGCCUGCACCAUUGUGCUUAGAGGUGCGACCGAUCAAGUGCUAGAUGAAGCCGAAAGAUCUCUACAUGAUGCUCUGUCUGUACUAUCACAGACAACUAAGGAAACUAGAACUGUGUUGGGCGGUGGGUGUGCCGAAAUGAUUAUGUCCAAGGCAGUCGAUACUGCUGCACAGAAUGUUGAUGGUAAGAAGUCGUUUGCAGUGGAAGCUUUUGCCCGUGCCUUGAGACAACUUCCAACAAUUUUGGCAGAUAACGCAGGGUAUGAUAGUAGCGAGCUUGUCUCCAAAUUGAGGUCUUCUAUAUAUGGCGGUAUCACCACUUCGGGUCUCAAUCUGAACGACGGAAGUAUCGCUGACAUGAGAGAGUUGGGCAUAGUUGAAAGUUACAAACUGAAAAGGGCUGUUGUUAACUCUGCAUCAGAGGCCGCUGAAGUGCUAUUAAGGGUGGACAAUAUUAUUCGUGCUAAGCCAAGAACCGCCAACAGGCAGCAUAUGUAA